Molecule: messenger RNA, 1148 nt
Organism: Mya arenaria
Lineage: Eukaryota; Metazoa; Mollusca; Bivalvia; Myida; Myidae
Product: cyclin N-terminal domain-containing protein 1-like
Exons: 7
Coding region: 1-930 (309 amino acids)
Biological process (GO): reciprocal meiotic recombination
Cellular component (GO): site of double-strand break
Source: RefSeq, a predicted model, not a curated record
AUGUCUGAAGCCCAGGCCAUAAGUACCAAGGUUUCUGAGCCAAUCUUCAACUGUACACAACAUGGUGUCACGCCAGAAAUGCUGUAUGACUGGAUCAACAUGCUGCUGAAAAAGAACGCUGAACAUGUACAGUCCGCUAAACCAUGCCAGGGAUCAUGUAUUCUGAUGGACAGCGUCCAGUUUCUAUUCCUGACAUGUGAGAAGCUGAAGAUGUCACCAGAGGUCAAAUAUCUUAGCAUAGAGCUCUUUGACAGGUUUAUGCUACAGCAUGUACGAGACCUCCAUGACCAUGUGAUCAAGAACUGCCAGGCAAAGACUCGCAGUCGUGAGUGGACCGAUAUCAAGAAGCGUGUUACCAACCAGGUUGUUCUGCGUAUCGUCUCCUGUGUGCAGAUUGCCAGCAAGAUGACAUCACAUUACAGGAUCCUGAGCCCAGCCAAGGCUCGUCGUUACCUCCAGGAGGCCGGCCAUAGGUACAACACUGAGUCCAUCCUGCAGUCUGAACUGCGCGUGCUGAAGACCCUCAAUUUUAAGGUGGCUCUGCCCUCUCCUCUUGUGUACAUGGAGGCGGUUUUGGAGGCCAUAGGUCUAGCAGAGAGUAAGAUAGCCCUGCCUCCACUCUAUACCCUUUGUCAAAGUCUGCAGGACCUGGUGUACCUCCAGUAUGAAGGGGUCUACAGUAAACUACAUCAGGUGGCUGCUGGCGGCUCUCCCAUUACUGGUAAAGACAGGGAGAGUUUUGCGUGUGUACGGGCGGACAAAAUGCUCAUGACUGUUGCUAUAGUUACAGCAGCUGCCUACAUUGUGGACAGGGACAACCACGAUAGGGUGUUACAACUUGUGAGUGAGCUGACCAGUAUCCCAGAUGAGGACAUUGCAGACUUUGCCUCCAUCAUCCUGCAACUUGUCAUGGAGAACAGUGAGGACUGACCAGCACUCAAUACUGACCAAACUUGUUUCCAUUAUCAAGAUUAUUAAAGAAACUAAGAAAUAUAUAACAAAUUUCAUGUUCAUGAAACCUAAAAACAUAAAGAUUGGCUUAAAUGUUUAGAUAGUUCACGGUUUUUGUGGUUCAAAUGACUUUGACUACAAACAUACCAAAGAGAAUUUCUUAUACACCACAUUUAACAUCUUCAUCCAAACACCUA